Polypterus senegalus (gray bichir) is the source of this 537-nucleotide messenger RNA. RefSeq names its product interferon a3-like. Gene Ontology annotation, cellular component: extracellular region. The record is from RefSeq and is a predicted model, not a curated record. The coding region runs from base 1 to 537 and encodes 178 amino acids. The transcript has 5 exons. Gene Ontology annotation, biological process: defense response. Gene Ontology annotation, molecular function: cytokine receptor binding. Lineage: Eukaryota; Metazoa; Chordata; Cladistia; Polypteriformes; Polypteridae.
AUGCAACAAGUACGAUCGUGGAGUUUCUGCUUGGCGCUCUUGGUCUGCUGUCAGAGCGUCUGUUUCGGCUGCAAGUGGAUCCAGGGCGGCGAGUACAAAAUGAAGAGCAACUUCACCCUCACACUUCUCCGGGCGAUGGUAAAAGACGUCAUGGAAAUAGAAACUGAAACUGCUAUUCCAGAAGAGAUUUUCAAGUUACACAACACAUCAGAGAUUGACAGAAAAAUUAAGAUUCUUCAGAAAACCUCAGAGAACUUUGUGAUGAUUUUUAGGCUGGCGGAAAACACAACCUGGGAAGAGACGCGGCGACAGCAUCUUCUAGUGCUUCUGCACAGACAGGCGUUUGAACUUAAAUCUUGUCUGAAACCAGUAGCCUGCCCGGAGUGCUCCCAGCUGAGGACAUACUUCAGGAGCCUCAAACAGUUGUUAGAAAGACACGGGUACUCGGCGAAAACCUGGGAGUUCCUCGCAAAGCAGGCGCUGAAGGUCACAAUACGGAUGGACCUGCUGUCAGCUCAGAUCCUGUCACAGCUUUAA